CUGGUGCCCGCACAAAACCAGCACCCCCAGGAGUGGGGUGGAGCUGCAGCGCAGCGAGAAGAGCCGCCGGCACGGCCAUGGGAAGGUAAACGCACAGGAGCAAACCACCAGCAAGCUGGGUGAGAAGCCGUAAGCCCUGGGAAGGUGACAGCCAGCCCCCACCAUGGUCUCCAUGGGGCUCCAGCUGCUGGGCUACGCUGUGGCCUUCCUGGGCUACAUCGGCACAUUGAUAGCCAUGCUGCUGCCCAGCUGGAAGACCAGCUCCUACAUCGGCUCCAGCAUCGUGACGGCGGUGAGCUUCACCAAGGGGCUGUGGAUGGAGUGCGCCACAUACAGCACAGGCAUCACCCAGUGUGACAUCUACAGCUCUCUGCUCAACCUGCCUGCCGACAUCCAGGCGGCCCAAGCCCUGAUGGUGAGCUCCUGCACCAUCUCCUCCCUCGCCUGCCUCCUCACCGUCGUGGGCAUGAGGUGCACGGUCUUCAACCAGGGCUCGCCAGCCAAGGACCGGGUGGCCGUGGCGGGCGGCACAGUCUUCAUCCUUGGGGGGCUGCUCUCCUUCAUCCCUCUGGUGUGGAACAUCCAUGUGGUGCUGCAGGAUUUCCACAACCCCGUCCUCCCCGACAGCAUGAAGUUCGAACUUGGGGAGGCGCUUUACCUGGGCAUCAUCUCCUCCCUUCUCUCCCUCGUCGGCGGCUUCAUCCUCUGCACCUCCUGCCCUGCCCGGGACCCAACAGCCACCUAUGCAAGCACCUAUCAGCCCCGGCUGCUGGCGGGCAAGAGCCCCCGGCCCUCCGUCAGCCAGACGCAGAAGACCAAGAGUGAGAUCAACUCCUACAACCUGACAGGAUACGUGUAGCAGCUGUGGGUGGGAACCAGGCUGGCACAUCUCCCGGCUCCCCAAAGCAUCUGGGCUGGCACCAAGGGAGCGCGGUAAGAGGAGAGGACACGGCGGCAUGUUCUGUGCCCAGCACUCUCGCUCACAGGCUUGGGGGGUUUGACCCCACUCUCUCCCCAGGGAUCCUGAGAGCCUUGUGACUGCUUGGAGAUCCCAGGUGGUGGCUUACCAGCUUGGGUCUUGAGGUGAAGGACCUCAUACCCAGUUUCUAUUCCCUCCUCUGUGCUGCCAGCCCACAGGCAGCCUCUGGCACAGUGGGACCCCAGCCCACAGCCCCACAGCCUGCCUGGAUGGGGGUGGGUAGUCUUGUACCCCCAGAGACCAGCCUACGGGCUGUAGAGUCAUCACAGAGGGGCUCAGGGCAUCUGCACGGAUCCAGAGUCACUGCUGGGGGGGUUGAGUGCUGGUUGCAAACUGAUGUCGCAAUAAAUCUGUGUUUCUA
Molecule: messenger RNA, 1340 nt
Organism: Phalacrocorax carbo (great cormorant)
Lineage: Eukaryota; Metazoa; Chordata; Aves; Suliformes; Phalacrocoracidae
Source: RefSeq, a predicted model, not a curated record